Haliotis rubra (blacklip abalone) is the source of this 1791-nucleotide messenger RNA. RefSeq names its product dynactin subunit 5-like. The record is from RefSeq and is a predicted model, not a curated record. Lineage: Eukaryota; Metazoa; Mollusca; Gastropoda; Lepetellida; Haliotidae. The transcript has 6 exons. Bases 94 to 648 code for a protein of 184 amino acids.
UAACUCUCAUUCAUCGUCCGCCAUCACAGAGUUUUUGACAGGAUUUCAUAGGUUUCAGGAACUGCAAAUCGGAAUGAGAUAAAAACACUCACUAUGGAACUGCAGGAUGUGUUUUAUUCGAAUGCCGAAUAUAUUGAAACGGCAUCAGGAAACAAAGUCAGUCGGCAGUCUGUACUCUGUGGCAGCCAGAACAUUGUCAUCAAUGGAAAGACAAUCAUAAUGACCGACUGUGUGAUACGAGGGGACCUGGCCAAUGUCAGGAUAGGUCGUCACUGUGUCAUCAACAAAGGAGCUGUGAUCAGGCCAGCGUUUAAGAAGUUCAGCAAAGGUGUCGCGUUCUUCCCCUUGCAUAUAGGUGAUCAUGUGUUGAUUGAAGAAGACUCCAUUAUCAACGCAGCUCAGGUUGGGUCCUAUGUUCAUAUAGGCAAGAACUGCAUCAUUGGUCGUCGAUCUGUCCUCAAGGACUGCUGUGCCAUAGCUGAUAAUACAGUGUUGCCGCCAGAAACAGUUGUCCCCUCUUUCACAGUCUUUUCAGGAUCACCAGGUAAAUGCAAUGGGGAGCUACCAGAGUGUACCCAGGAUCUGAUGGUGGACGUCACUGUCAACUACUACCAGCAUUUUCGAGCAAUGGGAAAGGGAAAAGCCUAGCUUCAGUCACCUGGUCACACAGGGACCUGACAUUCAUCUAUUUAUUUGUAUAUUGCUUGCAUCAACAUUUCCUUGGUAAAUUCGGAGAGACUCAUGCUGAAAUCCUCAUUUUAUAUAGCUGUUUCUUGACAUUUGGGCAGAUAUCAAAUGUGUUACAUGUUAUACUGUCAAACACUGCCGAACUUUGAUGAUUCAGACUUCCGACUGUCUUGAAGUAAAAGCUUGUCCAUCAUUUCUUCUUCAAACAUCAUUUUGCGUUUGUGUUAAACGUUGGAUAGCUCAGAGUGUUUUUGUAGGCCCGUUCAUCUUCAACACAAUGUUUAACUGUAUAUACCACAUAACUCUUUAUAGGAAUGGUCUGGUAUGUCAUUCUGCUUUAAAACUAUACUGGACAUGUUUGGGAAUAAUACCUGAUCCAAAGUGGAGGUGUAUUUAAUUAUGGCAGUUUCAAAACAGCACUGUUCAUGCAUAAAAUGAUUUAUAGAGCAUGAUUUGUUGCAUAGUGUUUUGGAAGCAUAGGUGGACGUCACUGUCAACUACUACCAGCAUUUUAGAGCAAUGGGAAAGGGAAAAGCCUAGCUUCAGGUGGCCUAGAGUUGUGGCCCUUAGUUGAUGAAGGAUCCUUUAACUGUUUAUAAAUCCCAGACUCCCAUUAUUUAAAUCCUUGGUUUGCCAGCUCAUACCUGUGUUUGUGGGUUUCAUCAACAUGGUAAAUGUGUCUGAAUGGCACCAGCGAUUUCCUGCCACGUGAAGCUGACAACCAUGUGACUGAAAUGCUUUCGUUAAACGCAACUCACUGUAUAUUGUUUCAGUUUUGUUUCAUGAAUAAAUAUGCAUUUCCUGGGCUAUAUGGUCUCUUGUGUUAAAUGCUUGUGCAAUAUAUUUUCGUUGUUUACAUAUUGAUUACAACAUGGUGAUUAUAGCUUACUUCAUUAUGACUUAUCAUUGCAGCCUUAGAAAUAUCGAACUUUUACGUUUGAGUACAGCUUCUGAAAACUUUGAGACAUUUAAAGGCCAAUUUGUUGUCAUGAAAGAUAAGUUUAUUUAUGACAUCUAAAAUACAAGUAAAUUUAUGUUUGGUUGCAAAGCGACAAUGAAAUUCUUCAAUAUAUUUCUUUCAAUAAAAACUCGAUGUUACCUCAA